Molecule: messenger RNA, 1145 nt
Organism: Cajanus cajan (pigeon pea)
Lineage: Eukaryota; Viridiplantae; Streptophyta; Magnoliopsida; Fabales; Fabaceae
Source: RefSeq, a predicted model, not a curated record
UGUUGAAAAUGAUGAAUUGAGGCAAAGUACAAGAAAUACUAAAAUUGAUAGGUUCAGCAAUUUGCCUGACAAUGUUCUGCUCCACAUCAUGAAUUUUAUGGAUACAAAAGAUGCUGUUCGGACUUGUGGAUGCACCAUUGCAAACAUCUCUCUAAUCUCGCAUUUUAUUAUGAUUACAGACAGAAUAUUGAACUUUUCGAUAAAUUUGUGACAUGGGUUUUGUCUAGCAGGGAUGAUUCCUGUUCCUUACUUAAUCUUGUUAUUGAAAAUCAGUUUAGUGGUGAGUUAAUUGAUCCUCGAGUAUUUGAUAGUGUCAUUGAAUAUGCUGUGCUUCACAAUGUCCGGAAUUUGAAAUUAGAUGUUUUCAGCCCCAUUGUCACUUUUGAGUCUCUCUCUUUAAUCUUUUGUUCUCAGUCUUUGACAUCUCUGAAGCUUUGCAUUAGGCGUACGUCUAGUCCGGUGGUAGUACUUCCGAAAUCUUUUGACUUGCCUGCGUUGAAAAGUUUGCGUCUUAAUUGUGUGGGUUUUGCUGCGAGUGGCAAUGAAUGUGCCGAACCCUUUUCAAAUUGUCGUGUGUUAAACACUUUGGUCCUUAAAUGUUUUUCUUUGCAUGAUGAUGCACGGGUCCUUUGGAUAUCUAAUUCUAGCCUUUCUAGUUUGAAAAUAAGCCAUUUGUUGCAAAAACAAGUUUGGGAAGUGAGGCUUUCUACUCCGAAACUUAGUUCUUUCACAAUCAAGGGUUUUGCGUGUGAUCAGUUGUCCACCACAUGCAAUCUUUCUUUUCUUGAAGAAGUAAAUAUUUUUCACAGGUACCUUUGGGAGACAAGCUCAAUUUCAACGCUCCUAAAAUGGCUCAAAGUGCUUGCCAAUGUAAAGAUAUUGACACUAACUUCAGUCAUCAUUCUAAUGAUAUUACCUGAAUUAUCGAAUAUGUAUUCAAGGACACCUCAACCCCCAUGCUUUGUUAGAUUGGAAUUAUUGAAGGUGGACAAACAAGUGCCUAUAAAGAUAUCUGAUAAGGAAGUAACCAGAGUAGUGGACUUCUUGCUUCAAAACUCUCCGUCAGCAAAAGUUGAUAUCUCAUAAAAAGUAAUUGUCAGUAUCCAAUGCCUGGUUAUUUAGUUAGAAAUUUUAUGUGGUGUUCA